AUGCGGAAAACUUUAUGCAUUUUAUUACUUCUUGUUUUGUGCUGUGUUGAUUUUUGUGGUGCUCAAGUGAACUAUAAUUCUAGUUACUGUACAGCUGAUAAAUGUCAAUUGGCAUCGAAUUGGACGCAACAAGGUUUCCUUCGUUUUUUAAAAUUGGCUAGAAAAGUUCUUCAGGGAUUAUUUAAGUAUCAUUGAAAAUCCUAUUUUUGUGUACAUAAUUCGAAUUUUCUAAUGUUAAAAAAUCAAAAAAUUUCUACAAAGCCUGAUAAAAAAUCAAACUACGUUCACAAAUUCAUUAUCAUUAUAAAAACUGUUUUUGAAAUAAAAAAAAAUUAUUUGUUUUCAGAAAUCUGCGAUUUUGUGAAUUGUAACGAUGAUGCUUGUGAAGGUGGAGGAUAUCUUUUAUGGACACAGUAUGUUGAAUGCGCUGGAUCCACUUUUAACAGGGUGAGAAAAUGUUCCAGCAGAAGUUAGUAGUGGUCUGUUAUAGAACGCAUUUCAGAAUGAUAAUCCUGAAUUUUGAGAAUCGAAAUUAGCUCAACUUUAAUUUCAGGUCAUACUAAUAGCACUUGGUGUUAUAUACAUGUUAUUAUUGUUUGUUAUGGUGAGCACGGCGGCUGAUGAUUUUUUCUCGCCAUCAAUUUCUUCGAUUGUGGCACAUUUGAGAAUUAGUGAAAGUGUAGCGGUGAGCAAUUUUUUCAAAUUUUAAUUUGAUUUAAAAAAAAACAUCAAAAAUUGUUAAACAAAACAUUUUACUGAAAAAUUAAUUUCCAAAAUCUUUCAGGGUGUAACAUUUAUGGCAUUCGGAAAUGGUGCACCAGAUGUUUUCGGCGCAAUCGCUUCUGUUCUAAGUAGUCCCACACCAAAAGCUGAUUUAGCGCUUGGUGAACUUUUUGGUGGCGGUCUUUUUGUGACAACGAUGGUUGUAUCAACGAUUAUUUUGACGAGUCCAUUUGAUGUCGAGAUUUUCAGCACAUUUCGAGAUUUGAUUUUUUAUCUCGUAGCGUUGGCAUUUUUGGGGCUUUGUUUUGUGUUUUAUAAUCAAGUUACACUUUGGAUGCCUUUGAGUAAGUUUUUUUUGAAUAUUUGAAAUUGAUGGAUUUUUUCAGCAUACCUCGGGAUUUAUGCAUGUUACGUGGUUACUGUAUUUGUUGCUCAGGCUAUUCAUAAUCGACAAAGAGUGGGUUUUUGGAACUUUUUAUCUCUUCCAAUUCCUCAAUUUUGUAGAAACAAAUGCGAAAACAAAGCAGUGUUCGAAGUCGUCGAAGUGUAGUUCCAAUAAUUCCUGAAAUCACAACAAUAGCUCCCGAACCCUCCAAAACUCCCGAAGAAAAACCAGCACAAACAACUCCAGAAAUCUCAAUAAUCACAGAUGCAGUUGAUAGAUUACGUGGACAUAUUGAAGAUAAUUUGAAACGUGAAAAAUAUAUGAAAAGAGCUUCGUAUGCAGUGAAUACUGAUGGCAAUUUAAAUAUGCUUCAUCCUUAUGCAAAUUCAAAUGGACCAAGUUCAGUUGGAUCUGAUCUUUCGGAAGAAGAUGAAGAAUUUGUUGUGAUUCAUGGUCAAGUUUUUCAUGGACAUGAAGCUCGAAGUCGAGCUGCGAGUUUAGCUCCGCAACCAAUGAAAAUUGCAAGUUGGAAGGAUGUGCAGGUUCUUAAAGAUCUGGGAAAUCAUCUGAAUCCCCUUCCUGAUGAAGAUGAGUGGAAUGAGAUGAAUAUUCUAUCGAAAGUACUGAAGUGUAUAAGCGUAAGAGCAUUUUCGAGAGUUAUUAGAAGAGAUAUCCGAUUUCUUGCAGAUCGUUCCAAUAGUUCUGUUCAAGCUAACAAUCCCGCUAAAUGAACUUUCCUGGUCAAAACAACUUGCUUUAAUUCACUCAAUUUUAUGCCCGAUGUUCUUGUUAUUUUCACUGCAGUGUGAGUUUUUUGUAUCGGGACGGUAUAUAGGUCAUGAAAAAGCUGAAUUUUGAAGUCGAAUCUAUGAUAUUUGGUUAAUUUCACAAAAUCAGUGGAGUUACAGAAAAUGUUCAAUUUUUUUAUAGAAAAAAUACCGACGAAUUUUUCAAAAAACUGAAUUCGAACUUUUACAAAAACUUAAAAUUUGUUCAAAAAUAUUGGCUCUGAAAAGGAUUGGAUGGUAAUCACUUUUUUUCAUUCCAAGCGUUGGGAAAAUUAUUCUUCACGGCCAAUUUUUCCCUCUUUUCUCUACCUAGUCAUUCAAACAAACCACCGACGCCUCACUGGGUUGGCUGUGUGCUAUGUUUUUCGAGAGAUAGGCUCCGCCCACUUUUCAUUUCUCUUCAAAAUUGAUAGUUUUUGAUGGGAGAAAAAAAGUUUUGAGAAAAUUAAAUUAAAAAAAAUAAAAAAUGUGUUUUCAGUAACAUUUGUUCAACCGUUCGAUAAUAGUCCAGGAUUAUGGUUAUAUGGUUUAAUGUUUGGAGGACUGUUAUUUUUAUUAGUUACAUUAUUCACGAAACUUGGCGAACAGCCAAAAUAUUAUAAGGAAAUAUAUUCGUAUACAGGUUUUCUGAUGUCAAUCGCUUGGAUUUAUCUAAUCUCAUCAGAAGUUGUAAAUGUUGUCACAAUGCUUGGAGUUGUCUCUCGAAUUUCGCAUGAAGUUUUGGGUUUGACGAUUUUAGCGUGGAGUAAUAGUAUUGGUGAUUUGAUUGCUGAUGUUUCUGUGGUAAAACAAGGAUAUCCAAGAAUGGCGAUGGCUGCAGCUAUUGGUGGACCUUUCUUUAGUUAGUUUGAAAUUUUUGAAUUUUUGAAAGUUAUGCAAUGAUGCGACUAGAAUUUAAGUAGUCCUAGUCCCUGUGAAUUUUGUAUUUGUAUGGUUGAAAAAUAAAAUAUAAAUUUUCAUUGUUUUUUUUGCAGAUUUACUAAUGGGUUUUGGAUUACCGUUCUCAAUUGCCAAACUUCAAGGAAAAUAUAUUUCUGUGAGUUUUUUUUGAAAUUUUGAAGGAAACUUUGAAACGCGUUAUUUUUAUUCAGAAUUUUGAAAGUUCUAGAAUUUUUCAAAUAUUAUAUUUUCAGAUGACAAUAAAUCCAACCUACCGUCUUCUAAUACUUUUCCUCGGAAUUAGUCUUCUCACAACUCUCAUCGGAAUUCCAAUUCAAAAAUUUCGUCUUCAACGACCACAUGCAGCUGUGCUAAUUUCAGUCUACAUAACUUUUAUAGUUUUUGUAAUUCUUUCUGAAACUAAUAUUCUUGUAUGGAAUUAA
Molecule: messenger RNA, 3218 nt
Organism: Caenorhabditis angaria
Lineage: Eukaryota; Metazoa; Nematoda; Chromadorea; Rhabditida; Rhabditidae
Source: the annotation of a GenBank genome assembly